AUUGAGGGGCAUAGGAGUAAAUAUAUAACCAAGUUUUGAUACCUCCUUUUGUAAGUUACAUAUUAUAUUUAAAAUUUAAGCACCAUCAUCACUAAGAGCAAACCGUGCCUAAAUCUAUGUACAUACCAGUUUUUGUUCUUGUUUUCUCGUCAGCUUGUUCAGAACAAACCUGUCUCUGUUCCAUUGGUUUUGUUUUCCAUUCAUAUAAAUACAAAACUUCUUACGUUUCCAAGAAGACAAAGUCCUAGAUUGUAUCGCCGCUCUUUGUUUUUCUUUUGGUUUUGUAUCAUUGUAUGCAAAUGUUCUGGUCUGGUAUAUGCAGUUCCAUUUUUGCUUGAUGGUGUUCUAAGGUUUCUUUCCAAAUUUUAGAACAAUGGGAUUUCUGGGCAGUGUCUUUGGGAUCAUUGGUUUUGGAAUUGGACUGCCUCUUGGUCUCCUUAUUGGGUUCUUCUUCUUUAUUUACUCCAAGCCCAAGAAAGUUGAGGAUCCUAUUGUCAGGCCACUUUCUGAGUUGGACACAUGUGCUUUGCUUGAUCUUUUGCCUGAAAUCCCAUUGUGGGUGAAGAACGCUGACUAUGAUCGAGUUGACUGGAUGAAUAAAGUUAUCACAGAGAUGUGGCCUUACCUUGCUAAGGCAAUCCCUGGUAUUAUAAGAAGUACAGCAGAACCAAUAUUUCAAGAGUACAUUGGGAAGUUCAUGAUCGAAUCAAUUGAGUUUGACACUAUUAGUGUAGGAGAUCUUCCUCCUUUACUCUAUGGUCUUAAAGUCUAUGAGACUAAUGAGCAGGAGUUAGUCUUGGAAACUCCAAUUAGAUGGGCUUCCAAUUCCAACAUUUCUUUAGUGAUUAAAUUGAUGUCUCUAAACAUUACAGUUCAGUUAGUAGAUUUACAAGUCUUUUCCACAGCAAGGAUAUCAUUGAAACCUCUGGUGCCCUCAUUUCCAUGUUUUUCUAACAUUGUGGUAUCUUUGAUGGAAAAGCCACAUGUUGAUUUCGGGUUGGAAGUAUUGGGAGGAGAUAUCAUGUCUAUACCAGGCCUCUAUCGAUUUGUUCAGGAGACUAUUAAAAAGCAAGUUGCAAGCAUGUACCUUUGGCCUCAAAUUCUUGAAAUACCUGUACUCGAUGCUUCAACAGCUGCAAUAAAAAAGCCUGUGGGAAUACUGCAUGUGAAUGUUGUUCGAGCUCAUAAACUCUUGAAGAAAGACCUAUUAGGAGCUUCUGAUCCUUAUGUCAAACUUAGUUUGACAGGCGAGACGCUUUCAUCGAAGAAAACCACUGUUAAGAAGAAAACAUUAAACCCUGAGUGGAAUGAGAACUUUAAGCUUAUUGUGAAGGAGCCUGAGUCUCAAGUUCUUGAAUUACAAGUCUAUGACUGGGACAAGGUUGGUGGGCAUGACAGGUUAGGAUUACAGUUAGUCCCCUUGAAACAGCUGACAGCUUAUGAGACAAAGGAGUUUACACUUGAUUUGCUCAAGGACACAAGUAUUCGAGAUUAUCAAGAGAAGAAAAAACGAGGGAAACUCGAAGUUGAGAUGACUUUCAUUCCUUUCAAAGAAAACAGCCUCAAAUACAUUAAUGGACCUUUAGAUGCAUAUGGAAAAGCAGAAAGUGUUAUUGACAGGGCAUCAGAUGAUGGAUCUCAUGGUGGAGCAGGUCUGCUUACAGUUUUUGUCCAAAGUGCUGAGGACGUGGAGGGUCGAAAUCACAACAAUCCUUAUGCUGCUGUUCUCUUUAGGGGAGAAAGAAAGAAAACAAAGACAAUGAGAAGAACUCGUAACCCGCUGUGGAAUGAGGAAUUCCAGUUCAUGCUUGAGGAGCCUCCUCUGAAUGAGAAGAUUCAUGUUGAGGUAUUGAGCAAGAGAGGGCUGAUUAGCUUUCUGUCAAAGGAAUCACUGGGGCUUGUUGAAAUUAAUCUGAGGGAUGUUGUUGAUAAUGGGCGGAUCAAUGAGAAAUACCAUCUAAUCAAUUCAAAAAAUGGAAAGAUACAUGUUGAGAUUCGAUGGACAACAGUUUGAGAAAUCUGAAGGUAAUAAAUAGCUACAAGUUACAACCAUACCAAAUGCUGCACUAAAAAGGUCCACACAUGACAAGUUAUGUAUACUCAUAAUUUUUGUGAAAAAGAUAAAUUGGCCAGGUUACAGGGCUGGCUUAAGCAAUGUAUACAAUUAUUCUUUGAUUAGUGGAGUACUUCACAGAUAUACUGCAAUGCAAUUUAGAUAGAAAAUAAUAAUAUGAAGUAUACAUGUAAUUAAUUUGAGCCAAUCUGUAAAAUCAUUUAUGAUGUACAUAGUUUGUAAUCUUUGAAAAUUCAUUUAAUCGACACCUAUCAAUCUUAUUUUUCCAGCUUUUUUAUUUC
Messenger RNA from Cannabis sativa, 2355 nucleotides. Its product is annotated as synaptotagmin-3. The transcript has 12 exons. Lineage: Eukaryota; Viridiplantae; Streptophyta; Magnoliopsida; Rosales; Cannabaceae. The record is from RefSeq and is a predicted model, not a curated record. Gene Ontology annotation, molecular function: lipid binding. The coding region runs from base 374 to 2014 and encodes 546 amino acids. Gene Ontology annotation, cellular component: endoplasmic reticulum.